This is a messenger RNA of Adineta steineri, 2640 nucleotides long. The record is from the annotation of a GenBank genome assembly. Lineage: Eukaryota; Metazoa; Rotifera; Eurotatoria; Adinetida; Adinetidae.
AUGAAUAUAAUUUCAUUACCACUCAAAUGUUGGUCGACAAUUCAGUCAACUUACAACAGUAUCAAUCCGCAUAAUUUCAGUGGUGCCAUAGAUGUUAUUGUUAUUAAACAAGAAGACGAAACACUUCAAUGUACACCGUUUCAUGUUCGAUUUGGAAAACUAGAUGUUAUUCAACAUCAACAAAAGAGAGUUUACGUUUCAGUGAAUGAUCAUCUAAUCGAAGAUUUGUGGAUGCAAUUAGGGGAUGCGGGUGAAGCUGUAUUUAUUGAUAAUACAGAGAAUUCCGUUUUGUUACACGCAGAUAAUGGAUCUCCACAGAUCUUGUCGAAUAUUGAUCAAUCUGUCAAUAACAGUGAACUAUGUCGUAAUCAUGAGAAACGACGAUCUGCUGGACAUAAUUUCGAUGUACAGUCAAGCGAAGACGAGCAAUUAUCAUCCGAUUAUCUUUUAACUAAACGACAAUCAUCUACACGAAAACGUCUUUCGAUAUCGAAAGGAUCUAACGGUGAUGAACAAGAUCAAUCAUGGACAAUGAUUCAUAAACGAGAUGCGAACGAGAACGAUUCACUUUUAUUUCAUAUGGACGAUGAUAAUCAAAUCUCAGAUGUCGAUGCAUUUAGUCAGAAAAAAAUAUGUGUUACUUCACCACUACAAGGUUCUUCCAACAAUAACGAAAGUGAAAAUACGGAUGAAAGUGGAAUUGAUGAACGAUUAAAAACAGAAAUAUCCACAAUUCUAUCAAAUCAGACUCCAAUAAAGACAUCAGCAACUGUAUAUACACAAGAAUCGAAUACAAGGAUCAGUGAAAUCUAUGAAGCAGUUUUGUCUAAAUCGGUACCAAUCGAAAGUCAUAUCGCUAUUACCGAUACACCACUUCAGAGUCCAACAUGUAGUUUAGAUGAUCGUGUUGGUAACUAUUCUUUAAACGAAAAUUUGUCAUCGCCACCAAUCUUCUCAAGUUCUUUCUCAUCGCAAACAACAAGUCCAAAAUCGGACACAGAAUAUGAACUUGAUAAUUCUACUCAACCGUUGGUAAAAAAACGUCGAUCAUUUGUCGAUAGAAUCAGUGGUAUGUGGAGAUGGAAUUGGGGCAAACUACCUGAACAACGACAAUCUGCCAAGUUAACCAAACCGCCCAACGUUCUUUCCUACUUAUGGCCAUCGACUAAAAAGACAUUGCCUACUGAAGGUAUAGAUCUUAAUGAUGUUCAACUUUCAUUAUGUGGUAAUAUUGACAAUUUAUCAGCGAUUACUCAUGACAUAUUUAAUAAACACCUUGUUUCACACGAAAGAUUCUUCAAUGAUCCAAACAUCGCCAAUGAUCCUAAUUUGGUUGCACGCAUUGGCGGAAAAUUGUACAAAUGGACCACAGCCGUACCACUUAUUACUUCGGCGGCUAAUGUUCACAAGCAUUUGCCAACGGAGACAGUCGAACAAUCACAAGAAAAACUGAUAGUACAGACGGUAACAAACUCGAGUACAAUAAUACCAGUAGUAUCUACAUUGUCUAAUCGAGCUGAAAUGAAACAAAAUUCGAUCAAAAGUCAACCAUCAGUAGAUAAGAAUAACAGCAGUGAAGUAACUAAAUUGAUCCCUGAUAUGGAAGAAAAAGAAAAAGAAAAAGAGGAAUCACAACCAUCGUCAUCAGUACCAACAGUGACAGUUCAGCAAACAUCUUCGAUUAGUCCGAAAAAGACGCUAACACUGUCAUCGGAUCAACUAAAACGGCUCAAUCUUAAACUGGGUAUUAAUAAAAUUGAAUUCGAAGUGACAACAGCUUUACAAGGCAAUGUUUCUGUUAGAUCGAAUAUUUUCCUUUUUGAUUAUCAAACUAAAUUUGUCAUUUCGGAUAUUGAUGGUACAAUCACAAUAUCGGAUGUAAUGGGUCAAAUUCUUCCAUUAAUUGGUAGAGAUUGGUAUCACGAUGGUAUUGCAGAAUUUUUUAAUGCAAUACAAGAAAAUGGCUAUCAAUUUAUCUAUCUAUCGGCACGAGCGAUUGGGCAGAGUCAAAUGACGAGAGAUUUUUUACGCAGCAUUAAACAGUGUAAAUAUAACUUACCUGUUGGACCAUUACUCCUUUCGCCUGAUUCACUUCUAGCUGCAUUUCAUCGAGAAGUCGUUGCCAAACAGCCCGAAAAAUUCAAGAUUGCAUGUUUGGAAAAUAUUGCAAGCCUUUUUCCAAACAGAAAUCCAUUCUAUGCUGGAUUCGGUAAUAGAACCAAUGAUCAUAUAGCGUAUACGAGAAUCAAAAUACCACAGACUCGCAUUUUUACAAUUAAUUCUGAUAGUAAUAUUACUCGAGAGUCAUUACCCCAAUCUAUGAUGUCUACCUAUAGAAACUUACAUGAAGUCGUUGAUCUUAUUUUUCCUUCAAUGGAUUCAUUUUCAUCGAGUGAAAACUAUUCAAUGUUUACCUAUUGGUAUAAUGAUCCGGCAGUGAAUACAUUAGACAACGAAAUGCAAGCACAUCUUAACGAAAUUGCUGAACGAGAAAAACGAGCUCAAGCUAGUACUCCACGAAAACGGAUGACAAUAUUCAAUGGUAUGACUAAAACUAAAUCAACAACAACGGUGGUAAACGAUGAUGGCAAAAAAAUAUUAACAUUAACCCAGGCAGCAAAAAACACUGUAAAACAGUGA